GGCUCUGGGUUGAGGGAGCCGCUGGGGUUCCAUGUCCUGCGCUGUGACCCGCGGCCGGGAGCUGCGAGGAGAGCGGGGCGAGCUCGGAAUCGGCCAUGGACGCAGUGACGUAUAAUGAUGUGCAUGUCGACUUCACUCAGGAGGAGUGGGCAUUGCUGGAUCCUUCACAGAAGAAUCUCUACAACAAUGUGAUGCUGGAGACCUAUAUGAACCUCAGUGCUAUAGGCAUGAAAGAAGUUAUACAGGAGACCAAUCUUCUGAAUGGACUCUAUGUGUUAAUUCAUUUGCAUAUCAGAGUCAUCUUCAAAGGCAUGAAAGAAUUCAUACUGGAAAGAAACUCUAUGAAGGUAUUCAUUAUAGUGAAGACUUUGCAUGUCAUAGUAGUCUCCAAAUACAUCAAGGAACACGUACUAUAGGGAAACCAUAUGAAUGUAAGCAAUGUGGUAAAGCCUUUGCUCGUCCCAGUCAUCUUCAAAUGCAUGAAAGAACACAUACUGGAGAGAGACCCUAUGAAUGUAAUCAGUGUGGUAAAGCCUUUGCACAACACAGUCAUCUUCGAAUGCA
Messenger RNA from Peromyscus maniculatus bairdii (prairie deer mouse), 564 nucleotides. Lineage: Eukaryota; Metazoa; Chordata; Mammalia; Rodentia; Cricetidae. The record is from RefSeq and is a predicted model, not a curated record.